Messenger RNA from Cryptomeria japonica (Japanese cedar), 2090 nucleotides. RefSeq names its product cytochrome P450 CYP72A616. The record is from RefSeq and is a predicted model, not a curated record. NCBI's taxonomy places the organism in Eukaryota, Viridiplantae, Streptophyta, Pinopsida, Cupressales, Cupressaceae. Bases 198 to 1742 code for a protein of 514 amino acids. The transcript is spliced from 5 exons. Gene Ontology annotation, molecular function: monooxygenase activity; heme binding; iron ion binding.
UAACAUCUUAGCUUCCGUCUGCAAUGGAGCCUUCUUCAUUUGUCUGUAUCAUAAAAUAUCAUCAUGACGAUAGGUACUUCUGUUUAUCAAGCAGUGUACAACGACCUCUUAGGAAUUAAGAAAUGUGGCAUAGAGAAAUAAAUUCAAGUGAACAACAAAUUCUCAGUGCUCAAAAAAAAAUCUUCUGAGUUAACAUCAUGGAAUGGGUUUUCUGGUUUGUAGCUCUAGUUUUAGCUGGUUUAGGAUUACUUCUCUUGAAGGUUGCAAGAGAUAUAUGGUGGACACCACUGCAAAUUAAAAAGUACUUUGAAGCCCAAGGGAUUGGAGGUCCGCCUUACAAGCUACUCUAUGGGAAUGCCCCUGAUAUUGUCAAAAUGGCUGCAGAGGAGAGUUCUAAGCCGUCACUGUCAGGACACAAUAUAACUCCUCGAGUUAUUCCUGCCUUUCAUCAAUGGGGGAAAAUCUACGGUCGGGAUUAUGUUUACUGGUUUGGGACUAAACCCAGAGUUUUUCUUGCUCACCCUGAGCUUGUGAAGGAAGUAUUAUCCAACAAGUUUGGGCACUAUGAAAAAGUUAAACUUGUGAAAUCAGGAGCACGGGGACUUGUAGAGUUAGAAGGGGAGAAAUGGGCACAUCAUAGAAGAAUCCUUAAUCCCGCUUUUCACAUGGAGGCCUUGAAGGGCAUGAUUCCUUCAAUUGUAGAGUCCGGCUCCAAUAUGUGCAGAGAAUGGAGAAAUUUAAUAUCUUCAGGUGCCAAUGAAAUUGACGUUUUCAAAGAGUUUUCUGUUCUCACAUCAGACAUUAUUUCACGUACAGCAUUUGGAAGCAGUUACGCAGAGGGAAAUCACAUUUUCCGUUUACUGACCCAGCUACUACUCCUGGUAUUUGAAAGAUUUCGCAGAGUUUAUAUUCCAGGUUCCAGGUUUCUUCCUAUAAAAGAGAAUAGGCUUGGAUGGUGGUUGGAUAAAGAAAUCAAAAGAUGUAUAAGACAGGUGAUUAAAGGCAGGGAGAGGAAUGCUGGCAUUGAAAAUUCAAGUGACUAUGGUACAGAUCUACUUGGGCUAAUGAUGAAUUCCAACAAGAAGCAGAGUGAAGGAAAGCUGCAGAAUAACAUGGGCAUGACUAUAGAUGAUAUAAUUGCUGAAUGCAAAACUUUCUAUAUAGCUGGACAGGAAACUACAACAAUCCUCUUGACAUGGACCAUGGUCUUGUUGGGAAUGCAUCAAGACUGGCAAGAUCGAGCACGCAGGGAGGUGCUAGAAGUAUGUGGGAAAAAUGAAUUUCCGAAUGCUGAUGCUGUAAAUGGCCUAAAGAUUGUGGGAAUGAUAUUCAAUGAAUCCUUGAGACUGUAUCCACCUAUAGUGGAUUUGAGCCGGCAACCAUUAAAGCCAAUGAAGCUUGGAGAACUCUCAAUUGCUGCAGGUACUCAACUUCAAAUUCCAAUCCUCGCAAUGCACCAUGAUCCAUUGUUGUGGGGCAAUGAUGUGCAUGAGUUCAAUCCAGAAAGGUUCAGGCAGGGAAUUUCAAAAGCUGCUAAACAUCCAAUGGCAUUCAUGCCAUUUUCUUUAGGUCCACGGAUUUGCAUUGGUCAAAACUUUGCAUUAUUAGAGGCCAAAGUAGUAUUGGCCAUGAUUCUGCAACGUUUUUCCUUUGUGAUUUCACCUCAUUACAUCCAUGCACCUGUUCAUUCAUUCACUCUUAAGCCCAAAUAUGGAGCUCAGGUCAUACUCCACAUAAAUUAAAUUUAAUAACAAAUAAUCCUGAGUAAACAUUUGACAUUCUGAACUACUACUAGUUAAGUAUGUAGUAUAUUAUUGUGGUGCGCAGAUAGAGAACUGUUUGAUAUAAAGGAUUGUGAAAUACUAGUAUUUGGUCUGAUGACUUUGAUAUUUUACUACAAUGUAAAUUUGGUACUGUAUAUAACUAUUUGACGAUUUUGAUCAAAUCGUACUGUAUGAUUAUAUCUUUAAAAUAUUAGUCAUAUGAUUAUAGUUGCAAUCCCCCAAGAACCGGUGUUGACCUUGUCACAUUUGGGUAAUCUUCAUCAUCAAAUCUGGAUUGAAAUUAUAUGAUGAUUCAGACUGAUUCAA